GCUGGACAUUCAGAAGAGAAAAAGCUGGAAAUCCAUUGAAGACUUAUGAAAAACCUGCUGCUACAAUGGAAACCGCCAUCGUCCAGAUCUGUAGCAAUUUGAGCCAAGUCUAAUGGCAGGAGCAGGAAUUUCAUAACUACCAACAUUUUCCCCCCCGAGUAUUCAAAAACUUUCUGUGAAGCAUUUUUAUCUAAGAUCAAAAAAAAAAUCAAAUUGAUCUGUAGUUGACGAAAAAAUUGUACAUUCCAAAAUUUUUACCAGAUAUUGUAAACUAAAAGUAGUUUGAGUGAAAUUUCCAAGUUCAUGUAGAUCUAGCUGGUCUCUGGAAGAGAUAUUUUUUGAAAAAAAUUUAGAAUCAGUUUGGUUGCUUUAUAAUUGAAUUUUGAGUGUAAUGGACAGAGACUUAUGUUUCUUUUCCCUCUUCUCUCUGUACUUUCAGUCAUCGGCUAACAAAUGUCACAGUGAAGAAAGCGGGCACUUUACAGAUUCUGAAAUGCCUACUUGGAUAUCCAGCCACUGUCAUCAAUGUCAUGUUUACCUAUUUGCUCAGAUGUAGUGUCGUCUCUAUUUAGUACUAAUUUAAUAUUUAUUUGAAUGAAACUUAGAUACAGUCAAACCAGUUUUCAGUGGCCUUCCAAGGUAGCCAUGUAUAAAUUUAUAUGAUAUCGACGAUGUUUCCUUUAAAAAAAUGUUUUAAAAAGUUUAUCUUGUCUAGAUUUUAAGAACUAGAUGCAAUUUCGUCUUAGAAUCCACCCCUUAUGUGGUGUCCAUAUAAAGUGCAUGAUAAGUUAUAUUUUGAGUCUGUUUUGGUUAUAGAAACAAAAUCAGUAUGGUUACAAGGAGCUUUUGACAGACAUCAGCAUUCAUUAAAUCUUGCGGGUUAUAAUGAAAAACAUGUUAAAUGAUUAUGUACUGAGUAAGAGUUUAAUGCAAACCCAAUAAAAAAAGAGAGCAAAGGAAGAUUGUUAUUAGAUGAGUAGGAAAGGAAUUUGCUAAAUACAGAUAGAGAAUGUUUGGACAAAUUUUAAGGGAACAAUUUGUGUAAUUAUGAUUAUGUACAAUUGGGAGAGAUUGUUAAAAAAGUUACAGUAAUAUUGUUUUCACUGUAAAUGGCUAAAUAGAAAUAGGUCACUGAGGCAGGUUAAGCUGAUUAAUCAGAAAUGUCAACAGUAUUUUAAGUGUAGAAUUUUUCAGAAUUAGAUGCUAACCAAUGUAUUGUGGAUAUGGGGUAUAUAUGGUAGUGUUGAGUGAAUGUGCGAGUUGGUGUGCAUGAUUCUAUGUAACCUCUUUUGUUUGUAUUUGCAGAAUUCGGCAAGACAAGAAAGAAAAAAGAGUUUUUCUUAACAUGUAUCUUCAAAUGUAGGGGGAUGUCUAAAUAUUUAAACUCUACAGUAGUUUGAUUUUUACUGUCACAGUUUAUAUUUCAGAAGUCUGUAUAUGUUGGUUAUUUCAGGUGGCACGGUGCCACGGUCAUGUUAUGAUGUUAAGCACAAAGGAAAUCGGUACCAGUACUGUCGUGGACAUUCCAUGAGAAAAUUUCAACCAUGGCAUUGGAUUAUGCAUUUUUUGCAAACUUUCAUAUUUUUGUUUUGUGUCUUUGCAUAAAUAGAGUUACAUAAACAUGACUGUAUCAGGGUGUCAAGUCCCUAUUUAUUCCUAUAUUUUCCUACAAACUUAAAAGUUCCUAUAUUUUCCCUAUAAUAAGUCAUUAAAAUCCCUACAAAGUCCAAUAUAUCCCCCCAAAAAAUGACAGUCCUAUUUUCAAAAAUGAUAAUUUUAAAAAAGGGUGGGGGGGACCCAAAAAUCCAGGAGCUGAUGUCAGAUUGAUAUCUAAUGAUGAGAAUAACUAUGAUGAUUGUAUAAGAACUGUCUAUUAGAUGGAAAACUGUCCACAUCUGAAAGGGUUUUGUCUUUGUGUUUAAUAUUAUUUCUUCUCCAGUAAGAUACUAUGUUUGCUAGAUUUUUAUGCAGAAACAAUAAACUUUUGUGCAAAUUAUUUAAUAAAAACCCUAUUUAUUCCUCUAAAUCUGAUGUAGAAAUCCCUAUAUUUGCCCUAUAAACUGGCACCAAAAAAAUUCCUAUAAUCCUAUAUUUUUAGACCAAAAGUGGUUUGACACCCUGCUGUAUUGUGCAUGAAUGCAGACUGCAAAGAAAAUUAUACUGUAAAUUCAUAUGCAUCUUAGACACUGGCCAAACUAGAUAUACAUGUCUCACAAACACACCCCAUAGAGGGUAAGUAUGGUGAAUGAAAGACACAAAACAAAAACCUGAGAAAAUAUGCUUGUUAACUCCGUUGUUUCAGAGUGACUACAUGGGUUGAAAGUUUAUAUAUUCUUGUCCUGUACAUUAAGUUUGCAAAAAAUGUCAGCUGUGGACAGAUAGGAAAGAUGUGUUUUGCAAUGAUUGCAUUUAUGUGUUGAGAAUGUUAUGCCUGAUGAACACUCACCCAUAGUUUCUUUUCUUUCCUUCUGUGUUUUUCAUGUAAAAAGGAAAAAAUGAGGGUGAUACCCUUUUCAUGUGGCCACCAAUAUUUCAUGAUGCUGUGUUGCCAUGACAACAUGAAUCAGACAUCCUACACUGGAGCGUAGCGAGAAUGGAAUUUUCAUACCUCAGGCAGAACAGCAGGGGUCUAUUCUUGAAGGGCCAGGAGCCAAAAGAGACCAGAAGCCCUUUGUUCUUCCCAAACUGUCAUCCACCCAGCACGAACUUGUACAGAAAGCCAAGAAAUAUGCCUUUGAGCAGAGCAUCAAAAGUGUCCUGGUCAAACAGACAAUUGCCCAUCAACAACAGCAAAUGCAGAAUUUCCAGACAACAGUGCAGAGACAACAGGCUUUGGCUCUGAUGUGCAGGAUUUAUGUUGGCAGCAUCAAUUUUGAGAUUAAGGAAGACACAAUCAAACAAGCCUUUAUUCCUUUUGGUCCGAUAAAGAGUGUAAACCUCUCCUGGGACCCUGUUACUAACAAACAUAAGGGCUUUGCCUUCAUUGAAUACGAGAUUCCUGAGGCAGCACAGCUGGCCUUGGAGCAGAUGAACAGCGUCAUGAUUGGAGGAAGAAAUAUUAAGGUUGGUCGACCAAGCAAUAUGCCACAAGCUCAGCCUAUCAUAGAACAGCUUGCUACCGAGGCUAAAAACCACAAUAGGAUCUACAUAGCUUCCAUACAUCAUGAUCUUACUGAGAAUGAUAUUCAGAGUGUGUUUGAAGCCUUUGGAAAGAUUGUUAAUUGUAAACUGGCCACAGAGACCGGGAAGCCUGGAAAACACAAGGGUUAUGGAUUUAUUGAGUUUGACUCGCAACAAGCUGCUCAGGAUGCUGUAACUUCAAUGAACUUGUUUGAUCUUGGAGGCCAGUACCUGAGAGUGGGAAAGGCCAUCACACCCCCAGAUGCCCUACAGCCCAUGGCAGGGCCCGGGACAUUGCCCACAGCAGCAGCUGUUGCUGCAGCAGCUGUUACAGCCAAAAUCACAGCAAUGGAUGCUCAAGAACAGAUCAAGAGUCUCGCUCCACCAGGAGUUGCCAAGCCUCUAAGUUUGGGAGACAGUCCCUCUCUCUCUAGCUCCCCUGUUGCCCCUCCAGGGGUAGCAGCCCCAGUCCCUGUACCCCCAGUGUCAGUUGUAGUGCCACAGCUUGGUUCGGCUGGUGUUGCCGCUCCAACCGGUCUUGGAAUGGUGGUGCCUCCUAUAGUGGAAGUGCCUGGAAUAAUCCCCCCAGCAGUUGUGGCCCCAACAGUUCUGGGUACCCCUCCUGUACCACCAUCAUUACCAGCCUCAAUCCCAGCUAUGAUCCCCCUACCUCCACAAGACAAAGAAAAAGAUUUAAAGAAAGAGGAAGAAGAGAAAAAGAAAAAGGCAGAAGAAGAAUCCACACAAACACUGGAUCAACAGGAAAACAUGAAGAUCAGUGGCACGAACGCUCGACAUAUGGUCAUGCAGAAACUCAUGAGGAAAACAGAGUGCAAGGUGAUGGUUCUAAGAAACAUGGUUGGACCAGAGGACCUGGACAGCGAGCUGGAAAAUGAGGUCACAGAUGAAUGUGGGAAGUAUGGAAAUGUAAACAGAGUCAUCAUUUACCAGGAAAAGCAGAGUGAGGAAGAAGAUGCAGAGAUUAUCGUCAAAAUAUUUGUGGAGUUUAAUGCUCAAUCAGAGGUGGAAAAGGCUUGUGCAGCACUCAAUGGCAGAUAUUUUGCUGGAAGAAUAGUCACCGCAGAAAAAUACGACGAGGACAUGUUUAACGCUAAUGAUUUAUCUGGAUGAAGUGAAAAUGAAAGUAACCAUGCGUUUGUCUACAUUCACAUAGUAAUGAGAACUGGAAGGAGACUUUGUUAUGAGACCAAGUUUGCCCUGUUUCACUCUGAAAGAAAGGAAACCAAAACUGGCAUUGAAUAUUUGUGAUGGUAAAUAACCGUCAGCUGCUGUUCACUGGUCCUUAAUCUUGUUCAUCCAAGACAAUCUCUUCUGUACAUUUGUAUGUAACAUCAUGUUUCAUUAUUCUUGUCUCACUUCAUGAAAUGGACACAAUUAUUGUUAAUGAAUGAGAUGUGUAUCAGCUUGGGUUGAUAUCAGUUUGUGUUGGCCCUUCGAAAAGCAGAACAUGGAUUUUGUUCUACAACAAAUAAAGACAGUGAUAUUCA
Molecule: messenger RNA, 4628 nt
Organism: Ostrea edulis (European flat oyster)
Lineage: Eukaryota; Metazoa; Mollusca; Bivalvia; Ostreida; Ostreidae
Product: poly(U)-binding-splicing factor PUF60-like
Exons: 12
Coding region: 2794-4251 (485 amino acids)
Biological process (GO): regulation of alternative mRNA splicing, via spliceosome; mRNA splice site recognition; alternative mRNA splicing, via spliceosome
Cellular component (GO): catalytic step 2 spliceosome; precatalytic spliceosome
Molecular function (GO): RNA binding
Source: RefSeq, a predicted model, not a curated record